Trypanosoma conorhini is the source of this 1053-nucleotide messenger RNA. RefSeq lists its product as uncharacterized. Bases 1 to 1053 code for a protein of 350 amino acids. Gene Ontology annotation, molecular function: lipid binding. The transcript has a single exon. NCBI's taxonomy places the organism in Eukaryota, Euglenozoa, Kinetoplastea, Trypanosomatida, Trypanosomatidae. The record is from RefSeq and is a predicted model, not a curated record.
AUGGCGUACCUUGUGCGGCCGCCCCUCGUCCCGGAGCCGCCCUCGGGUUCCGCGCCCCACAAGAGACGCGUCCCCGACAACGACGACGACCUCUACCGCGAGGCCGUGAACUUCGCCGACGUGGAGCGGCUUCUUCUUGCGGGUGCGGGCGAAACGGGCUUUAAACUCAUCGCGCAGGACGCCGCCUGCGGCAUCUCCCUCCACAGCCGCCCCGUUGAGGAGUGCCCCAUGCACCUCAUGCGCGCGGAGGUGGGGCUGCCGUGCCGACCCGCUGAGGUGCUGGCAUACCUUAACGUCUCCACGCGACGACGGUGGGACAGGCACAUCGCGGAGCUAAGCGCUGUGCGGACCCUUCCGCGCCCGGGCCGGGACGCAGUGGACGCCGCCGUUGUGGAUGUCGACAGUGUGACGGAGCUCCAGCUGUUGCCUGGGCAGAGGCGGGUGGCGUUGUACUACAUGGCGGUGCGUACCCCCAUCCCACUCGUGCAGAACAGAGACUUUGAGCUUGUGGUGGCGGAGGAGGUGCGCCGGGACGGAACGGUGUGGGUCAAGGCCUUUUCUACGCCACUCGGAUACGUGGAGCCGCUCGACCCCCGCCAGUCCGUUUACGUGCGGGCGCUUAUGCUAUUUUCAGGCAUUCUGGCGCGGCCGGUCCCUAACUCGAAGGGCAACACGGAGUGCCACGUCAGCUACGUCGCCCUUGUGCAUCCCAUGGGCCUCAUCCCCUCCGUCGUGGUCAACCUCGUGCUGGGCGCUCAGCUGAGCGCCCUUCGGAGGCUACAGCGCUUCAUUCGCCGGCAUCCACUUUCCACACUUGCCGCGGAGAUCACGGCAAGCGAGGCGAGACGUGGCAACGCCGCUGCUCGGCCGGAGGCGACGGAGCAACCGGCUGGGCAGAGUGCCGGGGUGGUGGGGCGGGCGGGAGAGGCCGGCAGUGCUGGCGGCAGCGGGAGCGAGGCUGAGGCGGCAAGAGGCCAAACAACCUCCGAGGUGCGACGGAGGCUUGCGGCACUCAGGGCACGCGUGAGGCGCAAGCUGCCGUCCAUGUUGUAG